Mangifera indica (mango) is the source of this 4921-nucleotide messenger RNA. RefSeq names its product disease resistance-like protein DSC1. Bases 85 to 4116 code for a protein of 1343 amino acids. Lineage: Eukaryota; Viridiplantae; Streptophyta; Magnoliopsida; Sapindales; Anacardiaceae. Gene Ontology annotation, molecular function: ADP binding. Gene Ontology annotation, biological process: signal transduction; defense response. The transcript has 7 exons. The record is from RefSeq and is a predicted model, not a curated record.
AGUCCUGCAGUCCUACUUUCCUUUUCCAAUUCCUGUGAGCAGACCGAGAACUUCAAAGAGUCAGAUUGUUUUCCAGCAAGUACGAUGGCUUCUUCUUCUCUAGUAUUGUAUGAUGUUUUUCUUAGUUUCAGAGGUGAGGAUACUCGUGACGGUUUUACGAGCCACCUGAAUUCAGCUUUGUGUAGGAGAAAGAUUGAAACUUUCAUCGAUGAUGAACUUAAAAGAGGAGAUGGGAUUUCACCUUCUCUUUUCAGGGCAAUUGAAGGUUCAAAAAUUUCAGUUGUCGUUUUAUCUAAACGGUAUGCUUCUUCUAGAUGGUGCCUCGAAGAACUUGUAAAGAUCCUCGAUUGCAAGAAAAUGAACGGUCAGAUUGUUAUACCAGUUUUCUAUCGUGUAGAUCCAUCAGAUGUAAGGAAGCAAGGGGGGAAUUUCGGAGAUGCAUUUGCUGAUCAUGAAGUACGAUAUAAGGACAGACCAGAGAUGUUGCAGAGAUGGAGAAAUGCAUUGACGGAAGUCGCCAGUCUGUCUGGCUUCGAUUCAAAUGCCAUCAGGCCUGAAUCGAAACUCAUAGAGAAAAUUAUUCAAGAUAUUUUGAAGAGAUUAAAUGAUAUGUCUUCUACUGAAAGAAAGGGCUUGGUUGGAGUGGAGCAGAGCACCCGUAAGAUUAUAUCUUUAUUGUCUAAUGGCUUGAAUGAAGUGUGCACGGUAGGACUUUGGGGUAUGGGUGGUAUAGGCAAGACAACUAUUGCCACUGCUGUAUUCAAUGAAAUCUCAAGGGAGUUUGAAGGCUCUUGUUUUAUUCAUAAUGUUAGGGAAGAAUCAAAGAAGGGUGGGUUAUGUCGCUUGCAAAAAGAACUUCUUUCUACAAUACUAGAGGAUGAAAGCCUCAAUCUAGGACUCACUUUCUCAAAUGAAAGGCUUAGACGUAAGAAGGUUCUUAUUGUUUUUGAUGAUGUCACAAAUUUGAAACAAAUAAAAGAGUUAAUUGUAGAUCUUGAUUAUUUAGGUUUUGGAAGUCGAAUCAUUAUAACAACAAGGGAUAAACAAGUGCUUAGAAAUUGUGGAUUGACUGAUGCCACCAUAUAUGAAGUCAAAGGAUUGCAUAGUGAUGAAUCUUUUCAACUUUUUAAACAGUAUGCCUUUAGAAUAGACCAUCCCAUUGGUGAAGAUUUCAAGGAGCUAUCAAAUAGAGUGAUAAGUUAUACAAAAGGUUUGCCAUUAGCUUUGAUAGUUUUAGGUUCCUUUCUACUUGAUAGAGAAAAACAUGAAUGGGAAAGUGCACUAGAUAAAUUAAGAAAAUGUCCACAUAAUGAUAUCCAGUCAGUGCUAAAGAUAAGUUAUGAUGGAUUAGAUGAUGAAGAGAAAGAUUUAUUUCUAGAUAUUGCAUGUUUUUUUAAAGGAUGGGACGAAAAUCUUGUGAAAGAAAUUUUUGAUGCCAAUAGUAUCUCUUCACAAAUUGGAAUAAGGGUUCUCAUUGAUAAGGCUCUCAUAAUUAUUUCAAACAACAUCAUAAGAAUGCAUGAUUUGCUUCAAGAAAUGGGUAGAGAAAUUGUUCGACAAGAAUCUGUCAAAAGACCUGGUGAACGUAGUCGAUUGUGGCAUCAUAAUGAUGUCUAUUAUGUUCUAGAAAGAAACAAGGGAACUGAUAUGAUACGGGGCCUAAGGUUUAAUAUGUCUUAUAUAAGAGAGAUCCACUUAAAUCCUCAUGCUUUCUCAGAUAUGGAUAAUUUAAGGUUCCUGAUAGCAGAGGGGUCGGACAAUAAUAAAGUGCAUGGUUUUGAAGGCCUAGAAUUUGAUUUUGCAGAGCUAAGAUGCAUCUAUUGGGAUGGUUACUUUUGCACAUCAUUGCCAUUGAAGUUCUAUCCUGAGAAUCUUGUCAUACUUAACAUGCGAAACAACAAUCUUGAACAACUAUGGUCUGGUAUCAAGAAUCUUGGAAAUUUAAAUUACAUUGACCUGAGUUACUCUGAGCAUCUACUUAAAAUCCCAGACCUCUCACAGGCUCCAAACCUAAAGAGCGUGAUUCUAGAAGGCUGUACAAAUUUGUUUGAGAUCACUCCAACUGUUCAGAAUCUCAAUAAACUUGUUAAGUUGAAUUUGAGAAAUUGUAGAAGCCUUAUCAGUCUACCAAUUGGCAUUCAAUCAGAUUCUCUUAGAGAUGUUAUUCUCUCUGGUUGCUCAAAUCUCAAUACUGCUCCAAGGAUCUCAUGUAACAUGGAGCGAUUGUGUCUGGAUGGAACAGCAAUAACAGAAUUAUCUUCUUCCAUUGAAUGUGAUUCCAUCCUAGUUGAAUUGAAUCUUAGAGGAUGUUCAAGCCUUGAGAGUCUCCCAAACAACAUUUGUAAAUUAAAGUUUCUUAAGUAUCUUUAUAUAUCUGGAUGCUUGAAACUUGAUAGAUUGCCCGAAGACAUAGGGAAUUUAGAAAGUUUGGAAGUGCUAGAAGCUAAUGGAACUGCUAUAAGGGAGUUACCGUCAUCCAUGGUAUAUUUGAAAAACAUUCGUGUUUUAACUUUUGAGGGUUGCAAGGGUCUAGGUUUUUCGGGCUUGCUAUCUUCUAGUUUAUCAGGUCUCCAAUUUUUAUCGAGUUUAAAUUUGAAUGACUGCAAUAUCACUGAGUUACCUGAUAACCUUGGCCACUUGUCCUCACUAAGAGAUUUAAAAUUAGCUGGAAACAAUUUUAGUGGUGUACCAACAAGCAUCAUGAACCUUUUUAACUUGUGGCACCUUGACAUAAAGUUUUGUAGUAGGCUUCAAGCAUUACCAAAGCUCCCAUGUAAUAUGGAAAAUCUAACGGCACAGGGUUGCAAAUUGCUGAAAGCAUUAUCAGGUUUGUCAAUGCAAAGUCAGAAAUAUAACUGUUGGAUGCUUAGCUUCAUAAAUUGCUUCAAUCUGGAUUGGAAUGCAAUCAGAAACAUUUUGAAUGAUAUUCUAUUUAAAAUGUAUGAAGAUAGAAGUUUACAUUCAAAAUUUACAAAGACAUCAUCUAACUUUAUUAUCCAUCCAGAAGGUUAUAUUUGUUUCCCUGGAAGUGAAAUUCCGGGCUUGUUUGAUAUUCAAAGCAGUGGAUCUCACAUAGUGCUACCACAAGGUUUGUUGAAUCAUAAGUUUUUGGGGUUUGUGUUUUGCGCCAUUGUAGGAAUCAAAGGUCACACCAGGUACCUUAGUAAUUAUUUUCAGUAUCACUUGUAUUUGAAAUGCCGAGGUGUUGAUAGGACAGUUUGUAAGAAAAACAGUUCGGUUAUUGGACUCAGCUCUAUUAAGUCAGAUCACGUAUUCAUGGGGUAUAGCUGCAAUCUUUUUGGUGAAUUCAAUGGCAAUAUGGAGGCCUUCUUUGAUUUCACAUGUUCUUUGUCUGUAAAGAAGUGUGGGAUCCGUUUAUUUAAGGAUGAACCCCGCUCAAGGGAGAAUUUUGAGUUGGGGAAAAGUACGGUGAUGAGUAAAGUGUUAGAGCAAGUUGUGAUCAAUAACAGUGUAAAUAGUCGUAAUAAUAAUGGAGGCGGUGUUCACACUGGUGGUGUUGCUGGAGGGAGUAUUCUGCAACAAAAUCAUGCUGGUGGUGAUGGUGUUUACAGAAGAGGGAAUACGGGAACAAGAAAGAGAGUAUCAGCUAGUCUAAUUAGAAAUAGAAGACCUGCCGCAGUGGGUGGAACAGGCAUGAUGGGGAAAGGUGGAAAUGGAGUUGGGCAAGGCAUUGGUGAGGUCCUUCCUCUGAUAUAUCCCCAGCCAUUCACAUUUUAUCAGAGGUUGGUUGCACCUACGGGGUGGAUGGGCAGUUAUGGAGGCUUUCUUGGUGCUUCAUCGCCUCCAUUUUCAGGGUUUUUAUCCAGAUGUACUCUCAUUGUUGAAGAGGAAGCACACUCUAAUAAGAGGUUGAAAUCUUCAAAUUUCUGUAAAGGAGAAUCCAGCUCAAGACCCCCAAUCAUCAAGACUUAUCGAAGAAAGGGCAAGAAGGGAAUUUUCUCUCCAGUGGUUGAGAAAAAGAUAACAAUAGUUGGAGAUAAGCAUCAUAAAGAUAAACAGGGUGAAACACUUCAAGAUAACUCAAAGGAGGCUCAAGAUAAAUAUAACUCAACGGAGGCAGAUAACACACAUCCACAACAGGCUGCUUCGCUAUAAAAGGAGGGCAAUGCAGUGAACAAGGAUCAUAAAGGAAAAUUACAAUCAAUUAGGUUGAGUUUGGGGGCUUAGGCCUAGGGACCUUCGGAUGCUGUAGAUUCCAGCUCCAAGGUAUUGGUUUUCAGUUAUUUUCUAGACAAAGCAGUGUAUUCUGGAUUUCUAUUUUAAUCAAUAAAUUAGCCAAGUCUUUAUUCAUUCAUCUUCAUUCAAUCCAUUGCAAUUACAAAGCAUUCUAAUUCGAUUACAAAUCACAACACAAUUCCAGUCCCACUUGCUGCUCGGGUGAAGCAGAAGUAAGGGCAGUUCUUGAGCAACUCCUGCAGCAACAUCUCUGGAUCAGGUACGCAUCAAAAGUGGUAUUAGAGCAAGGGAAUAAUCAGCGAAUGGUCAGUACUAGAAUGGAAGCGAGGGUUGACCAACUAGAGAAAGAAGUGUCGGCGAGGUUGAAUAGUCUAGGAACGGAAGUGGGAACAAUCCUGGAGGAAUUGAACUGCAUUCAAAUAGAGUUGACUAUCUUUCCGAUGACUCUCUGAGACCGAACAGUAAGACAAAUACUUGAAAGGGUUAUGUUUUCACUGUGACAAGCCAUUCGACCCUAACCAUGGAUGCUGACAAUGAGCUCUGCAAGUAUUGAUUGUCGGUGAUAUAGAGGAAGAUGAAGGAGUGUCGGAAUUUGGCAAAGUGACUUCUGUAGAAGUGGUAACCAAAAUAGCACGGAAACAGAAAUGUUGAAAUAUUGAAACACAUUUUCUCAAAAAAGUAGAAAACAAAAACUUGAGAAAAUAUGUACAUAUAAAAAAUAUAA